AUGCCUGGUGCAAGCGUAGCCGUUCUCCCGCCGCCCGCGGCCUCGACCCCUUCCGCGCGCAAGGCCUCUCUGGCCCCGGAACGAAAGUACAAAUGCCAGUUCUGCCACCGAGCCUUCAGCAGGAGCGAACAUCGCAGUCGUCACGAGCGAUCACACACAAAGGAGCGACCCUUCAAAUGUUUGAAAUGUCGGAGCACAUUCGUGCGUCGCGACCUCCUCCUUCGUCAUGAUCGCACCGUCCACGCCAAAGAUGGAGGUGUUCCCCUUCACAGUGAUGGGAAACGCCGCGCUGGUACCAAAACUCGCAAUGUGGAAACGCCUUCUAAAAGUCACCUCGAGCUGGACACCUCGACUCUCGAGCAAAUGGAGGGCAAUGACAGCAUCUUUGACGUUGAGGCAGCGGCGAUGCUCGUUGCCGAUCUCCAUCACAAGGCUACCGCUUCCGCGCGCGAGAACCAGAGCUCCUUCGAAGAGAGUCCCUCCAUGGCGUACGCGAGUCACAACACCUCGAUGAUGGAGUCAAGUGUCACCUACCCCUCUGGCGCCAUUGCUCUGCCCCAAGUACAGUGGGAUGGAUUCAUGCCUCAAUCUGUCUCGGAGCCAAACUCGCACUCGAUCACGUCCAACGGCUCCUUCGAGGCCCAGCACUCCAAGCAUGCCCAGGCCGUUGCCAACCAGCUCCCGCCCAUCGCAGGCCAGAACCCCAACCUUGUGCCUGCUCUGCAAUCUAUGAUCAGUUCGCUUCCGAACUCUGGAGCCGGCACCCCAUUGCCUCAGAGCCCUUCACUCGACGCAUCACAAGCAGGCUUCAGGACGCCUCAAGUCGCCAGUGAUGAGGAGCGCAACAUCAUCCUCGACACCAUUCGACGCAAUGACAGUGAGCGAGCUAUUCCCGAGGGGUUCCGCCUGCCCGGCCUGGGUUCCAUCAACCGUUACUUGUCCACGUACUUUGGCCUGUUCCACCAUCAUCUGCCGUUCCUGCACCCUGCCUCCUUCAGCCCCACCAAGGUCUCGCCGCCCCUGCUCCUCGCGGUCCUGAGCAUCGGCGCCUUGUAUGCUUUCGACCAAGACCAAGCUUACAUGCUCCACAUUGGUGCCAAGGUUCUCGUCAGCCAGUUCUUGCAGAACAAGGAGAACUUCAGCUCCCGCAAAUGCCCACUGUGGACCAUGCAGGCCACGAUGCUGAACAUGGUUUUCGCCUCGUGGAGUGGUGAUCCCAAGGGUCUUGAAUGGGCGUGCUCCAUCAAGAGUCUUCUCGCCAACAUGGUUGCGGGCAAUCGCUACGAGCUCAAGCUCCGCCAAGAUGCGCGCAGUGGCUCGACUCCGAGCCAGGCUGAGUGGGUUGAGGAUGAAGGUUGCCGCCGAACAUACUACGCGGUGUACAUCUUCUUUGGUCUGCUCACCCUGACCUACAACCACACGCCGGCCAUGGGGUUCAAUGAGUUUGAGGACUUGCAGCUGCCUUCGACCGAGGCUCUUUGGAACAUGCCCACCGUGGACGAAGCCACUUGGACCGACUACUACAAGCAAUCGCCUGCAGCGACCUUUUUGGAAUCACACGACCGGCUUUUCCAAGGCGAGGCCUUGAGGUACAGUGCCUUCGCUACGCGUGUCAUGAUCAAUGCCCUCUUCCUCGAGGUGUGGUACCACAAGCGCAGCCCCGAGGCCCUUCAAGAUGUGGUCACCGAGUACAAGCUCCGACUUGCAUUGGAAACCUGGGAAAAGUCUUUGGAUCUGUGUGAGCCCGAGGCCGUCCUCGUUCCCUUGAGUGCCCCCCACAAGGGCCACCCUCUACUCUUCAACGCCAAGGCCUUGUAUCGCAAUGCUCGUGCCAGGUUGGAAGUGGACCUGAAGGCCGUACAGGAGGCUCUGCGUUACCAUGAUCCCUACGAGGUCGCUGCUGCCAUGUCUCACGCCCGUGACCGCGUAAAGCGGUCUAGUGAGAUGCUCAAGGUCAUCCAGGAGUGCUACAACUGCAUCGAGACGGCUGUCGUCCAAGGCGUUCGCUGGGUUGCGAGAACAUCUCCGACCAACUGGAGUGUCGAGCACCCGCUGUGUGGAUUGGAUCUCAUGAUCAUCCUCUCGCUCUGGCUCUACCGUCUGGAACACGACGAGGAGCCUGCCACGCGCGAGGAACUGGCCAUGUACAACCAGGUCCGCCAGCUGUUCGUCAAGGAUGUUGAGGAGCGUUACCUGUCCCAGCUCAGCUCUGUGGUUGCCAGGCUCUGGGGCUCCAUGCUCGACGAAGUCGUUGUGUGGGGCAUCACCCGUCGCCUGGGAGAAUCCUUCAAGCUCCACUCCCAGGCACUUGUCGGCUACGUCGACGACCUCGAAGCGUCCUCCAACGUGUCGACCCCCUCCAUGAUCUCGCAGGGGGCCGACGAGGACAGCGUGUACUAA
Messenger RNA from Emericellopsis cladophorae, 2400 nucleotides. RefSeq lists its product as uncharacterized. The record is from RefSeq and is a predicted model, not a curated record. Gene Ontology annotation, molecular function: RNA polymerase II cis-regulatory region sequence-specific DNA binding; zinc ion binding; DNA-binding transcription factor activity, RNA polymerase II-specific. The transcript is spliced from 2 exons. NCBI's taxonomy places the organism in Eukaryota, Fungi, Ascomycota, Sordariomycetes, Hypocreales, Bionectriaceae. Gene Ontology annotation, biological process: DNA-templated transcription; regulation of transcription by RNA polymerase II. Bases 1 to 2400 code for a protein of 799 amino acids. Gene Ontology annotation, cellular component: chromatin.